UGUUUGUGGGCGCAAGCUCGCCGCCAACGUCACGAAAUAACAACCGAUUUCUCGUUUUGAAUCGACUUGCCCAGUAGAGAGAGCUGUUGCUAGGCUAGUUGUUUUUCCCCCUCUUCGAGUACUGAAGCGGAUAUUGUAACUAGCCAAGUAUCGAGGCGUCAAAGAGGAGCCAUACGACGAAGUGUCGUGCCAGUCUGGGCGAGCGGAUCUCACAUUCCCGGCCUUGCCAUGGACGAGCAGGCAGGCCCCGGUGUGUUUUUUAACAACAAUAACAACGCGGUGUUGCCCGGGGGAGUGAAGGCACCACAGCCGGGCGACGUCGGAGGCGGAGAGGCGGCGAGGGCUCAGUACAGUAUUCCGGGGAUCCUGCACUUUCUGCAGCACGAAUGGGCCCGUUUCGAGGUAGAACGAGCGCAGUGGGAAGUGGAACGGGCCGAAUUACAGGCUCAGAUUGCCUUCCUGCAGGGGGAGAGGAAGGGCCAGGAGAACCUGAAGAAGGAUCUGGUGAGGAGGAUCAAGAUGCUGGAGUAUGCUCUGAAGCAAGAGAGAGCAAAAUACCACAAGCUGAAGUAUGGGACAGAGCUCCAGCAGGGAGACAUGAAACCACCUAGCUAUGACUCAGAUGAUGGGAACGAGAAUGAGGCCCUCCCUGAGCCACCCAACAGCCAGCUGAGCUGGAAGCAGGGGAGACAGCUGCUGAGACAGUACCUCCAGGAGGUGGGCUACACAGACACCAUCCUGGAUGUAAAGUCCCAGAGGGUAAAGGCACUGCUGGGUCUGGCUGGGGACAAUGGUGGGCAGAGUGGCGGAGAGCACAGGCUUGAGCCCAUGGUGAACGGCACGGAGCCUUCCUCGCUGAAGACCACCACCACCACCACCACCACCACCAUGAUGGGGAAACCAGAAACAUCAGACUCGGCAACAGUCUUGGAGGCCUUUAAGUUCAUUGAGAGUGCAGCGGCUGAGUUCAGUGAUGAGGAUGAUGAUGAAGACAGUGAGGAGAGGGACAAGACCAUCAUCGACUUGGCAACGAUGGUAAGGAAGAAGGUGUCUGGGUCUCCCUCCUCCUCAUCAUCUGAUCUGAGUGAUGACCCAGACACUGAAGAGGCUCUGAAGGGCUUUGACUUCCUAGCCAGCAGCGAGGACAUGGAGGCGUCCCCCGAGUCUCCCAGCACAGGAGAUGCUGUCGACUGGGAUAAGGAGGAGCACAGUCCCAUGUCGGAGGCCUGGGAGGUGGACCAGGGUCUGAUCUCUAAACUGAAGGAGCAAUACAGGAAGGAGCGCAAGGGCAAGAAGGGGGUGAAGAGGCCAAACAGGUCCAAGCUCCAGGACAUGCUGGCUAACCUGCGCGAUGCAGAGGACCUGCCCUCUAUGCAGCCCUCAGUAGCGCCCCCUGCCAGACCCAGCCUGCCCCGGCUCAACGAGCAUGACCUUACCCGGGCUGAUGAAGUGGAAGCCCUCACCUUCCCCCCCUCCUCGGGUAAAUCGUUCAUAAUGGGUGCAGAUGAGGCGCUGGAGACAGAGCUUGGCCUGGGGGAACUCGCAGGGCUCACAGUGGCCAACGAAGCAGAGAGUCUGGCCUAUGAUAUCACCAAUAACAAAGAUGUGCUGAGGAAGACAUGGAACCCCAAGUUUACUCUGAGGAGCCAUUUUGACUCCAUCCGUGGCUUGGCCUUCCACCCAGUGGAGCCGGUGCUGGUCACAGCGUCUGAGGACCACACACUGAAAAUGUGGAACCUGCAGAAGACGGCCCCUGCCAAGAAGUGCGCUGCCCUCGACGUGGAGCCGAUUUACACAUUCAGAGGGCACAGAGGAGCGGUUCUGUGUGUGGUAAUGAGCAGCACUGGGGAACAGUGCUUCAGUGGCGGGGUGGAUGGAACCAUUCAGAGCUGGAACACUCCUAACCCCAACAUUGACCCCUAUGACUCUUAUGAACCCUCUGUGCUGAGGGGGGCGCUGUGUGGUCACUCUGAUGCUGUGUGGGGCGUGGCGUAUAGCUCCGCCCACCACCGCCUGCUGUCCUGCUCAGCGGACGGGACUGUACGGCUGUGGAAUGCUGCAGACACCUCCCCUGCCCUGGCUGUCUUCAAUGAGGAUAAAGACCUGGGUAUCCCUUCCUCUGUCGACCUGGUGUGCAGUGAGCCUGCUCACAUGGUGACGGCCUUCUGUAACGGCAGGUCAGCUGUCUAUAACAUGGAGACCCAGCAGCAGGUGCUAGAGCUGGAGUCGCAGGACGCCGGAGAGCCAGAUGCCCCUCGUCACAUCAACAAAGUGCUUAGUCACCCAACGCUGCCCAUCACCAUUACAGCCCAGGAGGACCGACACAUCCGUUUCUACGACAACAACACAGGCAAACUGAUUCACUCCAUGGUGGCGCACCUGGACGCCGUGACCAGUUUAGCGGUGGACCCCAAUGGCCUCUACCUGAUGUCUGGAAGUCACGACUGCUCCAUCCGUCUGUGGAACAUGGAGAGCAAGACAUGCAUCCAGGAGUUCACGGCUCACCGCAAGAAGUUUGAAGAGUCCAUCCACGACGUGGCGUUCCACCCCACCAAGUGCUACAUCGGCAGCGCCGGAGCCGACGCCCUCGCCAAAGUCUUCGUAUGACCUCUGACCUUCUGCUUCUGUGGACCUCUGGCCUUGAGGCCCGGACAUGGACCUGAACCCAAUGGGUGGGAGACCCCUUUUAGAUCAGACCGAGGCCUCUCUUGGUGACUCGCAAGGCAGAGCUGUUUGGUUUGGAACUAGUGGUGAUGGUGCGGUUUAAGAAGCCUUGCUCAGCGGACCUAGCUCCGGCCCUCCCUUGCGUGAACCCCUGGCUGAAAUCCGUAACCCCUCAUCCGGGCAGGCCUGGGUGUGUGACGUGGGCAGGGACGUCCGGCUAUAGAAGCCUAGAGCAGCAGCAGCAGCAGCAGCAGCUGUAAUUUGCUGAGAGCGCCACUAGGAGGCUCUAAAGUUCAUCCCCCGCACCCCUCCACUGACUCCCAGCUCAGCCUCCUAUGCCUGUCUCACCUCAGCCCCCAGCCUCAUCCGAGUGUCUCACCUCCUCUCGUUUUAAACUGGUCAAUGACUACGUGCCUUUGCGUCCAAACAAGGUCUCUGAGUUAGCUUUCAGAUUUCAGUUGGGUUCGGACUUGACGAAACCAUCCUCCUCUGCUUAACCAGCAAACACCAUUCCACUGCUAUUUAGUUUUAUUUGACAAUGUGGUGUUUUGAUGGCUUAUUCCCAAAACCUGUACAGCCCACUGUGUGAUGGGAGAAUCCAUAACGGAUUCAGAUUCACUUGCGCUAAAGUUGCUCAAAGCACCCAAGCUUAAAAGGUCAGAAAUGUCUGAAUUGGAGAAAUUAUUUUAUCCCAUGUUUUCUGUCACAUUUUCUAAAUUUUUUCUUUCUUUCUCUUCCACCAUCCACUCAGUACUCUCUUCAAAAGGCAUAUUUAAAUGGGUUCUCUGGAAUAGAGUUUGAUAUAUAUUUUUUAAUACAUCUUAAGUAGAUGUUAUCCAUGGUUCCGUUAUAGAACAACCAGGAUUAGAGUUGUACAUAGUAUUAAAGUAAAUUAUUUAUUGGUGGAACCAUUACCAAAAUUCUCUGUGGCUUUACAUCUAAUUACAAUUGACUUUUUUAUUGUACUGCAUUUACUCUUUAAUUUCUUAAGCACCUUUAACAAGCUAGUAAUCCCCCAAAACUGUCAGUUGUAACUGUUGCAUAGUUUCUAUUCAGUAUUUCUUGGAAGCAUUAGGUCUUGAUAUCUAAGCUCGUUUUAGAAACGUAGUUCUCAGUUCUAAACAUGUACUGUUCUCCUUCCUAAAGAGAACAGGUAUCUGAUCCAAUAGAGUUGUAUAUUUUGUGCAAUGGCUACAGUAUAAUACUUUUCCCUUUUUUGUAUGUUUGUUUUUUUGUUUUGUUUUUAUUUUUAUGCUACUGGGGAGUUUUGUACAUGGAGUAGCUAAGACACUUUCACUGUCGUGUGAUGCCAACAAUGUAAUGUUCCAACAAACUUAGGGAAAACAAGUGGUGAAGUCCAAUGAAAUCUGUCGUCAUGUGAUUUUAAAUUGCCUAGAUUUAGAUAUAGCUAUAUGGAUGAUGCGUGUCGUGUUCUGCAUUCAGAGAUGAUGCACAAGCAAGGUCUGAAAUUAGACUGACCGUCUCAAAGUGUAUUUGAACCAACUUUGGACAAGCUGGACACAAACUGCCGCAAUUCGACAUACCCUUUUAAAGUGUUUUAAGGGAUGAUUUUACAGCUUGGUUUCUACUGUUUUAAAAAAAAAAAAUCUUUCCUUCUGUUUAUUUAUAGAUUUGUUUUCGUUUGGGUUGGGUUCUUUUUCUAGCCAAAUGUUUGCCCAUUGUUAGGACAGACGUGCAGCCUGUAUGGGACUCUGUGAAAGGACAUGAGGAUUGUACAAGACGCUGUGUGUUGCUGGGGGGUCUGACCCUCGAUAGAGGUCAGAGAUUAGGAAAUGGUGCAAGCCAGAGAACAGACACAAAUAUCUCAACAUUUUACACAUACUGCUACGCUCUUGUUUUUGAUUAUAUGACCUUCCAGAACAAAUACUAGUAUUUCUAUUUACUUAACAUGCAUUUGGUGACAGGUUGCAAAUGAAUCGUAACCAAGAUUUGCUGCAGGUUGAUACUUUAAAAGGGUUUGUUGGUUGGUUUGUUUUCCUUUGUAUUUUUUUCUGUGAUUACUUGAAAUACUUUAGGAGUGUGUCUCUGGGGGUGCCUCUGAAGGGUUGACCAUAUGCCAGUCUCAUCAAGAAUUACAUGCCUUUUUAAGUGAUGAUGAUGGGGGCAUUACAAAGCAAAAGGAAAGUAAGUAUGUGUGUGUGUGUGUGUGUGUGUGUGUGUGUGUGUGUGUGUGUGUGUGUGUGUGUCAUACUGGUAAAUAUGCUUUUUUUUUCUGGUGCAUAUUUGUAGAAAGAUGAGAGAAAAUCAGUAUGUAUAAUCUUUGACUAUUUACAAAAAAAAGCUAUUUAUGAAUACAGUAUAGUGUAUAUUAAACUGCAGAAGGCUAACAAAUGUGA
Molecule: messenger RNA, 5021 nt
Organism: Electrophorus electricus (electric eel)
Lineage: Eukaryota; Metazoa; Chordata; Actinopteri; Gymnotiformes; Gymnotidae
Gene: strn
Product: striatin, calmodulin binding protein
Cellular component (GO): dendrite
Molecular function (GO): armadillo repeat domain binding; calmodulin binding; protein phosphatase 2A binding
Source: RefSeq, a predicted model, not a curated record